Molecule: messenger RNA, 1917 nt
Organism: Polyodon spathula (Mississippi paddlefish)
Lineage: Eukaryota; Metazoa; Chordata; Actinopteri; Acipenseriformes; Polyodontidae
Product: coiled-coil domain-containing protein 50-like
Exons: 12
Coding region: 210-1763 (517 amino acids)
Cellular component (GO): cytoplasm
Molecular function (GO): ubiquitin protein ligase binding
Source: RefSeq, a predicted model, not a curated record
UCAUUGUGUUUGUUCCAUUGUAUAGUUUUCAAGUCGCGAGGGAGAUAUCAGCCAGUCACUAGCGUUCGGGACGCCGAUACUAAUCUGUGCUUAAAAAUAUCAACCUGAAACCUGGCUGAAAUUUACAGCCCGUGGUAAAAUUUCAAUAUCCUGCCUGUCGAAUUUGAAAACAGGAGAUAAACGGCUAGUUCUAGCAGAAUCACUGCAACAUGGCUGAUCUAAGUAUUGAUAAGAAAAAACUACCUGGCGUCAAAGAAGUGUGCCGGGACUUUGCUGUGCUGGAGGAUCAUACCCUCGCCCACAACCUGCAGGAACAGGAGAUUGAGAAUCACCUGGCGUCAAACAUCCAGAAGAGCCGGCUGGUGCAGUAUGACCUGCAGGUGGCAAAGAGGAUGCAGGAUGAAGAGGACAAGAGGGCAUGGGCACGCAACCAGAGACGCCAGCGAGACAUAGUGCACAGCGAUAACGAGAUCGCACAGGUGAUUCAGGAGCAGCUGGUGAAGCAGGCUCUGAAUAAACGACAGCAGGAAAAGAAGGACGAGGCCAUCGCUCGCAGACUUCAUGAGAAGGAGCUGAAGGAGGAGAGGAAGAGGAAGAAGCAGCUGCAGGAUGUCCCUUUUGAAGACGGUUACUAUGCAGAAAAUGGAGGCCACGCCCGAAACAAACAUCAGGAGCGUGGGCCACAAGAGUCCGAGAGGCCACACAGACACCAGAGCCGGGAAAGAGACCCCGACCCCAAGGCGGAAUCCAGAGGGUCCCAGUCCACCUUCUAUGUGCACAGCACCGAACCUUCUAGGGCUUCCCACCACAGACGCAAACUGCAGGAGCCCGAGAGGGAGGAAGACACGAGGAGGAAGGAGAAGCCUGCUAGACCCCCGCCACCCAACUACAGCAAGAACCACAGCAGGGAACACGCACAAGAAUGUGGCAGGGAGAUCAGAUGUGAUCACAGCAAGGAACAGAGACGAGAUCACAGCAGGGACAGCGCACCACACUGUAGCAGGGACGCAAGCUGGGAACAGCAGAAUAAUGAGAGCUAUGUGGUAUCGGCUGGCCCAAGCCGACACUGGUCUGGGGAGGAGCACAAUGGAAGGGAGGGGUGGGAGGACAGGCAAAGGCUAUCCUCUGGGUGCAAUGAGGUGUUCCAUGAUCCGAGCUCCAGACACCACAUGAGGGACGCCAGGACAGAGCUCUUGUGUCGAGCGCAGGAGAGACAUGGCACACCCUCACAUUCCAGUGAGGACUGGCCAGAGGACCAUCCCCACCACAGAGACCAGAGAGGGAUGAAACCCCAAGGGGAGUAUGGGUUGCAGGAGGUGAUGCAGGGAGUCACUCGGCUUGACCUCCGAGGCAGCGAGCUGACAGACCUGGAGGUAGCCCUGAGACUGCAGGAGGAGGAGCUAAAGGCUACCAACUUAGACAAAAGAGCAGCCCAGAUGGCACAGGAUGAGGAAAUUGCCCGGCUAUUGAUGGAGAAGGAGAAGAGAUUGCACAUAAGGUCGAGGGAUCGGGAAAAGGGGACAAUGGAAACGAGACGACAGGAGCCGGAAUUGAAGCCGGAGCCAGGAGAGGCGGUGCGACCGCGAUCCAGGGAAGGCUACGAACUCCAGAGACCGAGGACCGACAAGCCAGCCAGGCCGCCUCGACCCGUGGGUGACUAUGAAAACAUUGAUGCCAGCUACGGAAACACAAGCUCCCCCUGCUCGCCUCGACCCUCCUCCAGGUCUGAUGCAGUGUAUAAAGGUUCCUAUUCCAGGCAGUGAUCUUGGUUCCGCUCUCACUCUCCUUUGUAAGAUGUGGAAGAAGAAGAAACCUGAUGUGGUUUCCUGAACACCAGGAUUGCUGCUGACAGUCCAACUUGAUGUCUAGUUCUGGGAACAGUGGGGAGAAAAUUAAUCUAAGAGACAACUGAGAAAG